This is a messenger RNA of Rhipicephalus microplus (southern cattle tick), 1050 nucleotides long. RefSeq names its product salivary anticoagulant protein P23. NCBI's taxonomy places the organism in Eukaryota, Metazoa, Arthropoda, Arachnida, Ixodida, Ixodidae. The record is from RefSeq and is a predicted model, not a curated record.
UACGAAUAGUUGUCAGAACAAUCAAUUUCUUAUCACGAUGUGGACGUUCUGCGUAAUAAUGCUGGCAAGCGCCAGUUAUGUGUCGGAAGGCUCUCCCUCAUCAAGCACGCCUUCAUUUAGAAUGCUGUUUGACCUGUCGCCGGCGGGCAUCAGUGAUGCGAACACUUUCGUGGACAACAUCUUCAAGGAUAAUCAGCCACCACGCGUGAGGGGAUCACCACGGCUUUACCCCUACGCGACCAUUGGGGACUUCAUUUUCACGGUACCCAAGAACCGGAUAACCAAUCGGGACUUGACUGUGAACAUGACACGUGGUGAAGUCCGAGGACUGGACACUGCUCUGCGGCGUAAAGGGGACUGUGAGGUUCCUUUCUUUCACAAUGGGCGAACUGUCGUCUCUUGCGACCUUGUCAUACAGGGACUCAACAUUACGUUCACUUCGCUGGUAAAAGGAGACUCCCUGAUGGCUAGUUGGAAGACAAUUUGGGUGAACGUCGAUGUGGCGGACAGCAAUGUUCAUUUCGAAGCCAUCAUUCCUGUCGGCCCGGGCAUCGGAAUUCUCCGUGCAUUUCAUAUUGUGGACAUUAUGCUCGACGUCACGUACGACAACAACCUCAGCCUCAACAAGGGUCGCAGUGAGAAGUUCAAGGAAGAAAUCGCGACUAAAGUUGAGAAAGAGCUACGGCGCAUUUUCUUUGAGUACAAGUCGCUUCUCCCCCGUUCUGUAGAGCUGUACAGGAACCCCCUCUAUUAAUAAGUACAAUAUGUGAGAUCACUGCAGUGACCGCAGUGACCUUGGCUCAGUGUCACGAUGAAGUGACAAGGUAUUUCAAGCGUAACCACUCCUUAUUGGUUUUCUAUUCGAAACGCUCCUAUUAGUCACUGCACUAAAUUUUUACUAUUACCUGUACCAUUAUUCGCUUUACUCAGUAAUAUCAAAUACAUCUUAUGGCUUAUGCGAAAAGAACACCUUUAGUGACGAUUCUGUAACACUACAGUGGUUCCAGAACAAGCAACACGUUCCAGAAAUAAAGAAACUAUCCAUGAAUA